Molecule: messenger RNA, 10150 nt
Organism: Balaenoptera acutorostrata (minke whale)
Lineage: Eukaryota; Metazoa; Chordata; Mammalia; Artiodactyla; Balaenopteridae
Gene: PTAR1
Product: protein prenyltransferase alpha subunit repeat containing 1
Exons: 7
Coding region: 104-1393 (429 amino acids)
Biological process (GO): protein prenylation
Cellular component (GO): cytoplasm
Molecular function (GO): protein prenyltransferase activity
Source: RefSeq, a predicted model, not a curated record
GGCGCGGCCAAGCCGGCGCACACGCGCGCGCUCCCCGGGAACUCCCGCGGGUGGCUCGGCGCUCUCCCGGAGGCGCUCCCGAGCCCCCGCGGACGCCGCCAACAUGGCCGAGACGAGCGAGGAGGUGGCGGUGCUGGUGCAGCGGGUGGUGAAGGACAUCACCAACGCCUUCAGGAGGAACCCGCACAUAGAUGAAAUUGGCCUGAUCCCAUGUCCUGAAGCUAGGUAUAAUCGGAGUCCCAUAGUCCUGGUUGAAAACAAACUUGGCGUGGAGAGCUGGUGUGUCAAGUUCCUUUUACCGUAUGUCCACAACAAACUCCUUUUGUACAGAACAAGAAAGCAAUGGCUGAACAAAGAUGAACUGAUAGAUGUCACAUGCACCCUGCUACUUCUAAAUCCAGACUUUACCACUGCGUGGAACGUGAGAAAAGAGCUGAUCCUCUCUGGCACUUUAAAUCCAAUUAAGGACUUAUAUCUGGGAAAACUGGCCUUAACUAAGUUUCCAAAGAGUCCAGAAACAUGGAUUCACAGGCGAUGGGUGCUACAACAGCUAAUUCAGGAAACCUCCUUGCCUUCCUUUGUGACCAAAGGAAGCUUGGGAAUAAUUCCUGCAGAAAGGACACAGCAACUAAUACGAGAAGAGAUGGAGGUCUGUGGUGAAGCAGCAGGGAGAUACCCAAGCAACUAUAAUGCCUGGUCCCAUCGCAUCUGGGUUUUACAGCACCUGGCCAAGCUAGAUGUCAAGAUUCUUCUUGAUGAACUAUCUUCCACUAAACACUGGGCGUCCCUGCAUGUUUCAGACCACAGUGGAUUUCACUACCGCCAGUUUUUAUUAAAGUCUUUGGUUAGCCAAACUGUGACAGAUGGUUCUAUAUUGGAGCAAAAUACCUUGAGAAGUGAGCCAGCUAUAGUUCUUCCAAAAGAUGAAGAAGCAGUGGCUUCAGCAGAGGAAUCAAGGAUAAAUCUUCCCCAUCUUCUAGAAGAAGAAGUUGAAUUCAGCACUGAUCUUAUUGAUUCCUACCCAGGACAUGAAACCCUUUGGUGUCAUAGGCGGCAUGUUUUCUACCUUCAGCAUCACUUAAAUGGUAGGUUUCCUCACAGCGUGGUCCAGUUGUCACCUGCAGACAGCCCAGGGGGGACUUUGAGUGACUUGCACCUCAUCCCAGCAGGACCACACACAUCUCAGGCAAUGGAGGUGGAUGGACUCAGUGACUCUAGCAAGCAAGGCUAUUCCCAGGAAACCAAACGCCUGAAGCGGACCCCUGCUCCAGACUCCCUGGGCCUGGAAAUGGAGCACAGGUUCAUCGAUCAAGUAUUGUCCACCUGCCGGAACAUGGAGCAGGCCAGGUUUGCCAAUGCAUACAGGAAAUGGCUGGUUACAUUGAGUCAAUGAAAGAGGUGGAUUAGUCCUGCAAGGUUCCCCUUUUAGUGCAAUAUUGCUUUCCUUUCUUAUUUACAUAGUUGCAUGAACUGUUUGCUAUUAUUGUCUAACUAUAUGUGCUUCAUCUUUAGGUUAAAAGUCCAUAGUAAACCUUUCAUUUUAUUUAUUUUGUUAAGAACUGGCAUUCCUUUGGGGAUAAAAUAAUUGUGUAGUUCCUUCCUGCUGAACAGUGAGUCUUAAUUUUUUUCUUUUAAACUUCUCAUCCUUUAUAUUCCUAUACUUAAGGCUUUUCUCUUUUGGUUCUCCAGAUUGGUUCACACACACCUCAACCCACCUCAGUGUGGUUGCUGCAUAGGCUAGUUUGUUUUUUUUUUUUAAUUAAAAAUGUAUGUUGUAGUUUAGCUUAAGAACAAUACAAAUUCAAAAUUACUUGAUCUAAUUGUUGUUUUGAGAAUCAAAUGGCCAGAUGGAUGGAUGUGUGAAAAUACACACCAUUUCUCUUUCUCUAGUAUGUUCUACUCAAGUCAUAGACCAACAUAACCAAAGUCAGAAGUAUUGGAAUUUAUAUGAACAACAUGCUUCCAAUAUAGUCCAUUUUAAAAAUGGUUAUUUUUUAAAAAACUAAUUUUAAGAGUUUAUGUAAUUGUAGUGGAAAAUUAUUUUUACUACUAGCUUUGAUAGGUUGUUUUUACCUCAAUUAAAAUGAAUUUCAAAAAAACCUAGAAUGCUGUUUUUAGUUAUUACUACUUAUUUUCCUCCAAAUUCACCAUGAAAAAUGGGAGGCUUAUGCAUAGAAAUGUGUCCAUCAAAAAUCUUCCUUUUUAAAAUUUAAGUUAUUAAGGAUACACUGGAUAAACUAUAAAGUUUUGUGAAGUGAUUAUUAAAAGUUUACUGGCAAAAGCCAGGGGGGAUGAAUAGUUUUGAAGGUUAGUUCUUCAGUCUUUAUUUUAAAAAAUAAAACAAUUUAAAAACUUUGAUACUAAAUUUAUCAGGGACAAGGUACCAAAGUAUCCACCUUUUAGCUGUAUCUUAUCUUUUCAAUAAUAUGGGCUGGGUUUUUCAGGUAGGUGAGGCAGGUGUGGGGAAAGUGCCAGGUAAUGUCUAAUGUCAGUAUGAAAGAAUGCUUUGCAUUUCUUCUUUCCACACACCUUUCUCUUUAUUUUCCCAAUCCAUUUUUUUGUCAUCUCCACUUUUGUAUAUUUUUCCUUAUCUGUUGUAUUUCAUAGAUGUGUACUAAACAUAUUCUCCUCUCUGUUUCCAGUUAAUUCCAUACCCCAUUAAACACAGGCACACAUACACACACACACACACACACAAAAUAUGAAUAUGAACUGCCCCUCUAAAAGUUCCCCUAAUGAUGGAAGUUGUCUAUUAUCCUGUGUGUGUUUGAAAUGUAAUAGUGGCAGAAACAAGUGUGACCACUAUGCUUUGCCUGUUUUCCUCUUUAUAUGCUAGGUCACCUGUAGGGUGAGAAGACAGAUGUAGGGAAAAGCAGACCUCUCCUAUACCACUGUUACGGAGACUCUGGACUUGAGUGAGGAGCAUUCCUUUAAGGGAAAAUAAUAGGUCCUUUACUUGUACAUCAUGAUUUUGUUGAGUGGCAAACUGUUGAGUGAGACUUAAGAACACCAGAAAAAUUGUCAGGACUGGUCCUUGUAGACAGAAGCUGCCUGCCCUUCUCUCUUAGGGCAACAAUUACCCUUUUUUAGCUUUUUGUAGUAUUCAGGUGAGAAAAUGAUUGGCAUUAUGAGCAUAAUUCUAUGACCCUUUGUGUACAAAGCAUAUUUUGAUUCAAAUACCUCAAGGUCUACCUAGACCUCUAUGGAUAAAACUAUUAAUUUAUGAUUUUUAGCACCUGUGGGGCUUGGGGGGCAGACUACACACAGAUGACAUGGAAGAUUCAGCACAUUCCACUAAUAUAUGUUGCCAAAUUCUGGCCUCACUCAGUAUUACCGUUCUUCCAAGCAUCAUUUUAAGUAUCCCAAGUAGUAGGGCUUCUUAUGCUUUGAUGUGAGAGUGUCGAGACAUGAAUACAGACAAUCCUCUGUGAAACAUCAGCUAAAUUUAAUAAUGCUCCACAUCUUUUUAUACCUUCCACAGAGUCUCUUGCCCUUGAUGUUAACUGCUUUCAUGUGUUUUAAGUCUCUUAAGCCACCCUUACGUGAAGCCACGCAGUCCUUUAAUAUAUCUUGGUCUCCUGUCUUCCUAAUAGCUUUAAGUAGGGAGUAAAAAUACAGAUAUCCAAAGGAUACUGUUUAUAUCUGACUUUUGUGUGCUGCUUUAUUUCUAAAAUUUGCAGUUUUCAAGUGUUCAUUCACUGAAAAACCUAGCAUUUCCCUGAUGGUUGUAUUUUUUCCCUAAAUGGUUGACAUCUAAACUCACUAGCUGUAGCAUGAUAUUAUCUCUUGGACUGAAUGAGCUCAUGCAGUGGAAAGGAUGUGUCUAUUUUUAGGGACUCAUUAGUCUUCACUUAUUUUUCUAUAAAUAUGUCGUUAAAGGAAAAGAUGAUUUAGAUUGACACAAAUUUCAUCCAUCUUUCACUGGAAGAAUUGUAGGCCAUCCUGUGGAUCAAGAAUACUACUGACAAGCAAAAAAGCAAUAAGAUCUGUAAAUAUCUCUACCACUAUCCCUCCCCAACCUGACUUUUUUUUUUUUUUUAAGUGUACCUAUUUUGGUAACGUGUUCCCAGAUUCUGUGUGCCUUGCACAUUGUAAGGACUUAUUAAAUAUUUAUUAAAUUUAUGAAUGAUUAACUGAAGAUGAGAAAGAUCGAUCAUGAGUGAUGCAUAGAGUGAGUUAUGAUUGAGAAAUUGAUGGAAUAGAGCAUUGGAUUGUGAAUGAAUGAUGUACUCUGCCUUCAUGAUACUUAAGGGGAGCUAUUGCAUAUAGAAUAAGUUAAUUUAGAUUUUUUUUUCCUUCAUUAAACUACUUUGUUUAUGCUUGUUAAAUCCCAGCCAAGAAAUGCAGCUGUAUAAUAUCAAAUAACUGUACUAUAAUAUAUAUUAAAAAUUCAUAGAAAAAUGAAGACCAUUUGCAAGAACACUACUUUCUACUCACUUAUGAUGUUGGAGGACAGAUCUUGCCAAUAGAGCCAUAGCCACUCUUGGAGUAUCUGAGGAAACUGAUUUCAAAGACUGCUGAUCUGUAUCUGUGCAUGAGUAGUCAUUUUAGACUCAGAACCCUUUCUUUUCUAGGUUUUAGCAUUUUAUUACCUCUUUGAAAACUCUGGGCCCAGACUUUUGAGUCAUAUCUCUUAUUCCUAUGGUACAAUUCUAAUUUAAAUUAAAGGCUUCGUUAUUUAUCGGAUUAAAUAUACAGGAAGUCACUCUAAGCCACUUAAGUCUUCAGAUAAGGGCUUAUGUAACACAAGAUGUGCAAACAAAAGUUCUUGAAUUUUUAUGUGGCAUUUUGUAGGAAAGCAUAUAUGGUGGUAGGCUGUGUCAUUUAGAUAUAUUCAGGUCAUGUGAAUUCAUGCUUGUUUAGACACAUACAUACAUGUGUGUAAAAACUUUUAAUAUUUUUUGAGAACAAAUUGUCAGCCUAGUAUUUUUCUCUUAAUAGCACAAGAUGGUAUCUGACAUGAGGGCUAAAUAUAAUUUAGGAAUGCAACUACCACUUGCUAUGCAGCAAUCUAAUUUCUACCUUAUUUCCCCUGUAUUACAGAAGAUGUUAAAUAUUUAGUUUAUCAAAGGAAGUAAGAAAACACUUUUGUUUUUGCAAAAAGCUUUUGUGAGCUUAGUUAUUUUGUUACUAGAAAAUUAUAUUUUAAAACUUUAAAAUAUCUAAAGUAUGCUAGAAAAUUUGAGCAGCAUUGUAACAACUGAACUUUUUGUCUUCUAAGUAAAUUUCUCAAAUAGAACUGUGCAAACCCUAGCACUUUACGUGCUGCCGCCUCCCUAUACUUGAGUAUACUCUGUAAUGUGCUCCUUUUUAUUAGAGAAGUUCGUGGAGGCACAGGAAAGCAUAGGCAAAUUCAGUGUUAUAAAGGCAGUGAGCAGGAAAAAUCAACCCUCUGAAUUCUCCUUACCAUCACACAGUGUCUUUUAAAAAAUAACUGUAUAUACUGUGUUCAUUCGAGUGCCUUUCUUACUUUUUGGGGGAGCAAGAUUAUAUUUAAGUCUAACAUUUAGGUAGAAAACAAAGGAUGAAAAUUUUAUUAAACAGUUGAUUAACUCAUUUUAUUUAUUCCAAUUGCUAGGCAUGGCCCAAUGGAAUAUUUUAUCCUUAAGUGAGUUACUGAUAAGAACAAGAAGGAUGCUUUGGUUUGCGUGUCAUUAGUUAUCAUUUUUAAGCAUCCUACCAGGAAGAAUUAGUUCUUUCUCAGUGACAACUAAUGUUUUUGGGGUUGGAGGCCUCACAUUUAGAGGACGGCAUAUGCAUAAAGAUCAGCCAAAAACCCUGUGCAGCCCAUGUUUAAAGGAAAACAGUGGCACUCUGCCCUAAAAGAAACGCCAUACAGUUGUCCUAAAUGAAUCCUUUGCCUCAUCUUAAGGACAUUUAAGAACUCCAUCCCAAAUUUAGGCCUACGUAAGAUAGUUGAGUUGGGGGGAAAAAUGGAACCUUCAUCUUUUCAAAUAUUGGAGGAAAAGAGGCAAAUACUGAGAUGAAAUUUAAAAUGUGGCUUUUUAUGUAUUUGGGUAUGGAGAGGGGAGGGAUAGGAGUUCCAUAUUUCCAGAUAGCAAAUAAUUGUUAAUUGUAAUUUCAUUAAAAUAUAUAGCUUAAGAUUCCAAAGUGCUUUUCAGAGAACUGUCGAAUAAUGUAUUCCUAACGGACAGCAAUAGGUCAUGUUCAUAGUGGAAACAGAAAACUAUUGUGUCAGUUGUGGAUCUGGGGGGUAGGGACUUCAGGCUUCCAACUUUGACUUCUGUAUUCUCACUAGGCCAUGUUAACACUGUAAAACCAACUCUUUACUUAAAAAAAGAAAAAAAAAAUAGAGAGCAGCAGCUUACUCUGCUGAUGAAAUCUUGUGCUUCCAAGAAUAUUAGCUAUAUAUAGCUUGUGCUUUCUGGACAAUAAUAUGGUCCACAAAGCUAACCCUGGCAUUUCUUUUAUUAAUCUGUUAUUAUUUCUCAGGGUGUAGAAGAUUUAGUAAAUUUAGGACAAAAUUUUAUAUUCAGUGGCCAAAAAAAGGCAAAAAUAUGCUAAGUAUAUUACUAGCUCUUAAAAUUUUAGUAUAGAUAGUAUUUUUUAUAAACUACUACCAGUGCAGUUAGCUCUGUGACUGCCUCAUUGUUCAUCUCACUGCUUCAAUCCCUAUGGUUCUAUUAUGAAUGUUCUCUUAAACGUGUCUUCUACGGAAAUGACUUCUGUAUUGCAUUAUUUUCCAUGUUUUGCAGAGGUAGGAGUGCUUUAGUUGACAUCAAUCUCAGUUUUUAGAAAUUCUAUUGAGAAAGUGAUUACUGUUGGUUUUCAAACUGACAACUCUUUUCCUUCUUAAAACUUCAGUUUCCCUGAAAGAGUGCUUUGUGUCAGAUCUUGUACAUGUUCAGUAUGUUGCAUAAUGCCUUGCACCUUGUAGGAAUUCAACAGGUCAGAAUUGUUAAAGGCUAGAAAGUUAAAACUAGCUUAUGUAUCUCUGUCUUAUCAUCAUUGUCCACAUUCUUAGCUCCAGGAGAAAUACAGUAUUGUGCUUAAGAUACAUAAUCAGGUUCAAACAUACAAGGCAAAGAUAUACAGCUGUACAGCAUUGUAAGUGCAAUUUAGAUACUUUUAAGGCAUACAUAUGUGUGUGUAUUCACAUAUGUGUAUAUAUAUUUAAAUGAGAUUUGGAAUUUCAACUUAUAUACUGGUUUUACAAAGAAUUUUAUCCAAAGGACUUUUAUUUUCAUACUUGCUUGAAGUGCUCCUGUUUAAAAGCAGUUUUCUUUAUUAGACCAGCCCCCUCAAGCAAAGUUGGAAACCUAACACAAGUGCCCAUUUGCUUGAAUUAACCAGAUAUUGCUGUAAACUGUUUAUAGUAAGUCUUUGGUUGCUUACGAACCAUGACAUUUUGACUUUUCUUCCAUACCUUUAGGGAAUCAGCCUUAAUUUUAUGUAUGGCAGUCACUUUCCUCAAAGUACUAUGCAGCAUACUUCAAAUGUUUAUUUAUCUUUAUAAAGUGAUCAGUAAUAAAUUUGAGGUUUUUCAGUGUCGUAGGGAUGAACAAUUUCACAUGUCCAGAUAUUGACUCAUACAGCAUUCUGUUAGAAAUGCUAAUAUGUUAUCCUCCCUCACAAAUGUCAUUUUGCAUUUGGAGCAGAUAUUUUUUUUCUUGUUGGUUGAAAAAUGAGUAUAGGCUGACUGCAAUCAUAGUAGGCGCUCAGUAAGUAUUUAGUUGAUUAUUGAUCUAACAUCAAAGUAACAGCUUUCAGAAAGGAGACUGUUGUCAUCUUUUCAUUGAGGAGUAUAUUUUUAGAGUAAUAUAUGUUUGAAACUGAAAAUUUUUCUCAUUUGACAUGAAUUAUUAGGCUUAUUUAGGUUGGAGUUAGUAACGUGUAAUAAAAAUACUGUUUAUGUAGAAAUGGUCUGAAGACAGGAGAUGUGAAAAGUUUAAGUAGUAUCUCUUUGUGCAAGGCACAUUCAUAAAUGUGAUUAAAUGUCUUAAUAGGCUGCUGAACUCUAGAGAAAACUGCUGUAGUCUUCUGCAAUCAAUUUCUAUGUUGGUAUAUCUAGUAUUAUCUAGUAUAGGUACUGUUUAUUUCUCCCUAAAUCUUGGUUACUUUCCAGUGUCUUAAAAGUAGUCAUGGUAAGGAAUGACUAUAAGUUAUAUUAAAUAACUUCUACUUGUUUUUUGAGAACAUGUUCAAAAUGAAGAAGACAUUUUUAUGAAUAAUAUAAUAGUUUCAGAGUCUAUUAAUUUGUGGCUUUCAGAACAUUUUUGACAGACUUUACCUAAUGCAAACAGAUUUAAACAGUUUAAAAACAAGCAUUCCAACCUGAGCUGUGAGAAGCAGUGUGUGCAGCACAAGCGUAUUUAGUUAGGGAUUGCCUCCUGGCAAGGUUCUUGAUGCAUGGCUAUGACGCAGGCUUCUGACUGAGGUGACCACUGUCGGUAUUGUAUUUUGGUGCUUGUUGUUCCUAGGAAAAUAAUGGAGUAUGUACUAGGUUAACUUGUUUUUGAGUUGGACAAAAUAAAAGAUGAGGUAUUAUGAAUAUACCAAAUAUUUAUAUCCUCUACUACAAAAAAACUAAAAAAGGAGGAGGGGAAGAAAAUGAUAAAAGAGCAAUGAUCUUUUUUUUUUAAUAGCUUCUAAAAAACAUUUUUUCAAUCCAAGUCUCUUGGACACUAGGUAGUUCCUUACUUUAACACUGAGGGACUUUAAGGGAUAGUUCUUAGAUACUAUAUUCUGCUAUUAGAAUUCAUUAUGUGUGUUAAUUUUAUAUUGCUUGAAGAUUCUCCAGAGAAUGGAGUAAUUAAGUAGGUUGCAGUCAGUGUUGUUUUAAGAUUUUCUUGUAGGUUAUGGUUAAAUGGACAGGUUACAUGUAUGAUCUGUGGUUCAAGGUCAGAUCCUGGGCAUUAAAGAUAAGUUUGGCUAACUUAUUUUACUGAAGAUACUAAUUGUCUUCACUCUUAAACUAUUUUCCCCCAAUAUAACAGUCUGCAUUGAAUUUCCUUUAGCUCUAACCAUAUUCUAGUUGACGUUUUUUAAGGAUUAAAUAUUUUGUGAAUUCUUUUUACACUUAAAAUGUGUAAUUGCAGAGGGAUAAAAAUAAAUUUUGCAAUAACGUACAUACAGAGUGUGCUUACGGUGUUCUGAGAGUUAGUACUCCAGAGCGCUUUAAGUGUGAAUGCUAAGUGCUAAGGCUGAUGUAAUGACUAUAGACCAUCUGUAUCAGCGCUAUCCAGUAGAAAUAAAUGUGAGCCACAUGUGUAAUUUAAAAUUCUCUAGUAGCCACAUUAAAAAAAGAAACACAUAAAAUUAACUUUAAUAAUAUAUUUUAAUUAACCCAAUAUAUUAAAUAUAUUAUCUUUUAGGUAUGUAAUCAAUAUACAAAAUAGAGGUGUUUUACCUUCUUUUUUCUCCAUAGUAAGUCCUCAAAAUUCAGCGUGUGUUUUGCACUCAUGUGCAUCUCAAUUCUGACUAGCUACAUUUCAAAUACUCAAAAAGCCACUUGUGGAUGAGGGCUGCUAUACUGGACAGUGUAGAUUCAUAGAAUACAAAGUAUGGCUUUACUUUAAAUUGGAGAUGGUGAGGUAGGCAUGAAAUUAUGGUACUUUAAAAAUUAUUUAGUAUACUUAGAAAAGCAUUGAACAGAAUUGUCCACUCGUUUUUUUCUUUGUCUUCAUUUUAAAUUUUCUCUAGAAGUAGGGUCAACCAGUUUCAAUUUGCCAAGCAUUAUUUAAGAAGGAAGGAUUUCCAUGCAUGUAAAAUACCAUGAUAUGCUGAUUAUAACAACAUAUUAUUAACAACACAUUUUUCAAUGUGUUCACUAAAUUCUGUCCUGUUUCUUCAAAAUAAUAGCUUAAAUUGCAUGUUAAUUGUAUAUCUGUACCUAUUUUGUUUUUAUAUUAUUGUUAUAAUACAAUAAUUUGUAUUAACAAACAGCCCUCAGAUUCUAAUCUGCCUAUGCAGCUGUCCUCCAGUACUUACUGGUACACUUCUUAAGUUGUAAUAAGUGGCAGAAAAGUAGAAUGAACCUUUCUUUUUCCAUUAUAUUUGUUUUUAUCAUGUGACCAUGUACCAAGCCAGCUAUAAAUUAUUGUAUUUCUGUAGAAUAUGGAAAAUAGUGUUUAUGUCUUGUCUUUGCUAAAUGUUUGCAAUUUCUAAGUAAACUUUUCAUCUCCUAAAA